This is a messenger RNA of Gymnodraco acuticeps, 2751 nucleotides long. It is a transcript of the gene nars1, whose product is annotated as asparaginyl-tRNA synthetase 1. The record is from RefSeq and is a predicted model, not a curated record. Gene Ontology annotation, molecular function: nucleic acid binding; ATP binding; asparagine-tRNA ligase activity. Gene Ontology annotation, biological process: asparaginyl-tRNA aminoacylation. The transcript has 15 exons. Gene Ontology annotation, cellular component: cytoplasm. Bases 320 to 1999 code for a protein of 559 amino acids. Lineage: Eukaryota; Metazoa; Chordata; Actinopteri; Perciformes; Bathydraconidae.
UGCCGAUUGCAUCGAGCUGCGGCUGUACCUUUAUAUAUAGUCUAUGGGCUGUACUGAUGUAAAGUUGCAUUUCAGCAGCAGAGGAGCAGACCCGACGAAAAAAAGUAUAAAAGUAUUGAUCCUAUUCGCUCUAGUAUCAAUAUUUUGAAACGUAACGUAAUAUCAGAAGUAUCGACAUUUUGGGAUCGAUCCGCCCACCCCUAAUGCGGAUGUACAGUUGCAUCAGCAAAGGAGCAGACCAGACGCACGAUAGCUUCUGUGCUCUCAUUUCCAUUUUUUGAACACACAAUUAUUUAUCUGUCGUUGGACUAAGGCAGACAUGGCGACGGAGAUAACGAAAGGUGUGGAACAAGUUUCAGUGGGAGAGCUGUAUGUGUCGGACAAAUGUGGCAGCGACCAGGAUGGGGACGGCACGGAGGCGAAACCAUUCAAAACUCCUCUCGGGGCUCUGAUGUCCGCGGGGAAGGUGCCGUUCCCGACCGUCUACGUAGAAUCACAGAAGGAGGGAGAGCGUUGGGCUGUGAUCUCUAAGACGCAAAUGAAGAACGCCAAGAAGGCCUUUGAACGCGAGCAGAUCAAGUCUGAUGGCAAAGAAAAGAAGGAGGCGGAGGACACUGAGAGGAGAGAGAAGAACUUGGACGAAGCCAAGAAGAUCACCUUUGAGAAGGACCCCAGCCUGCCUGAGCCUGAAACGGUUAAAAUCCAUCAUCUAGAGGCCAAGAGAGGUCAGAGGGUCAAAGUGUUUGGAUGGGUGCAUCGCCUCAGGAGACAGGGAAAGAACCUGAUGUUUAUCGUGCUGAGAGACGGGACUGGUUUCCUCCAGUGUGUCCUUUCUAAUAAACUGUGUCAGUGCUUCAACGGCCUGGUGUUGUCCACAGAGAGCACCGUCGGUCUGUACGGCACCGUCACUGCAGUGCCCGAGGGGAAACAGGCGCCCGGGGGCCACGAGCUGCACUGUGACUUCUGGGAGCUGAUUGGCUUAGCUCCGCCGGGCGGGGCCGACAACCUCCUGAACGAGGAGUCGGACGUGGAGGUGCAGCUGAACAACCGACACAUGCUGAUCAGAGGAGAGAACGUCUCCAAGGUGCUGCGAGUGCGCUCCACCGUCACGCAGUGCUUCAGAGAUCACCUCUUCAGCAAAGGAUACUGCGAGAUCACUCCUCCGACCCUGGUGCAGACGCAGGUGGAGGGCGGCUCCACGCUCUUUAACCUGAACUACUUUGGCGAGCAGGCGUACCUGACGCAGUCCUCUCAGCUCUACCUGGAGACCUGCAUCCCCGCCCUGGGGGACACCUUCUCCAUCUCCCAGUCCUACCGGGCGGAGCAGUCCCGCACCCGCAGACACCUGGCCGAGUACACUCACAUCGAGGCCGAGUGUCCCUUCAUCUCUUUUGAAGACCUGCUGAACAGACUGGAGGACCUGGUGUGUGACGUGGUGGACCGAGUGCUGAAGUCCCCCGCCGCUCAGCUGCUCUACGACAUCAACCCCAACUUCAAACCACCCAAGAGGCCGUUCAAGAGGAUGGCUUACACUGAAGCCAUCGAGUGGCUCCGAGAGCACGACAUCAAGAAGGAAGACGGCUCCUUCUACGAGUUUGGAGAGGACAUCCCCGAGGCUCCGGAGAGGUUGAUGACGGACGCCCUGAACGAGACCAUCCUCCUCUGCCGCUUCCCCGCUGAGAUCAAAUCCUUCUACAUGCAGCGCUGCGCCGACGACAGGCGCCUCACCGAGUCGGUCGAUGUGUUGAUGCCGAAUGUUGGCGAGAUCGUCGGAGGCUCGAUGCGUAUCUGGGACAGUGAGGAGCUGCUGGAGGGGUACAAGAGGGAGGGAAUCGACCCCACCCCCUACUACUGGUACACUGACCAGAGGAAGUACGGAACAUGUCCUCACGGCGGCUACGGCCUGGGUCUGGAGCGUUUCCUCACCUGGCUGCUGAACAGACAUCACAUCAGAGACGUCUGCCUGUACCCACGCUUCAUCCAGCGCUGCAGGCCCUGAACGCACACACACACACACACACACACACACACACACACACACACACACACACACACACACACACACACUCUCUUGGCAUGGGAAACAUUAAAUGUGUUGCUACGGUAUCAAAUCCAAUCAUACUGUUUUGUCCCUAUUCUGUUUUUCUAUCGAACUACGUCCAGUUGGAGAUGCCGCCUGCUUUGCUCCGCCUCAAACCUCACAGCUUUUUCCGAUUUGUUCUGACGUGAAACCUGAGAGAAUUUCUUCCUCUGAUCAUGUUCGAAUUGGUGGAUCAUUAACAAGAAUAAGCACUUAAGUUUCCUGCGAUUGUGUGGAAGUGCUGUUAAAAAAUGUCUCAAUCGAGUUUUCUUUAAAUGCAAUGCGCUUCUGUGGAAAAACAUGUUGAAUGUCAGGAAUUGUUGAAGACCUUGAGAUGUUCAGAAAUAAAUGACCUCGGAGAAGUUCUUCAGUGGCUGAAAUAUGUUGGUGUUUUCUGUGUGUUAGUUGUGGUGUAAAAACAGUGAAGGUACUAGGUACACACUCACACUCACACUCACACACACAUCAUUGACCAACGCUUAAGCAACGAAUCAACAGCGCUGCUUUUGUGCGCUUUUCAUGUAUUUGGGAACGUUAAAAAAGAACGUUCAGAGCAGCCUUUCCAUUUCAGGAUUGAUGGUUUAUAAAUGUGAGAGAAACGGUCUGCUCUCGUGUUUGUGUUUCUGCCUCCUUAGUUAAAACACUCAACUCAAUAAACUGCACUGAAUACA